This is a messenger RNA of Glycine soja, 2553 nucleotides long. Its product is annotated as pentatricopeptide repeat-containing protein At1g80880, mitochondrial-like. Gene Ontology annotation, molecular function: protein binding. The record is from RefSeq and is a predicted model, not a curated record. Bases 153 to 1667 code for a protein of 504 amino acids. The transcript is spliced from 2 exons. Lineage: Eukaryota; Viridiplantae; Streptophyta; Magnoliopsida; Fabales; Fabaceae.
AUCGAAUGUGAGGGUAGCAAUACCCAUUACAUAAGCUAAACUUGUAAGUUGAAUGCCGAAAGACUGCAACUAAAUAUUAUUUUGAAGGCAAUGAUGUGCGAAGAAGCUGAUAAUCAGCAGGUAAAGGUUGAGACUUGAGAAUUGAAGUCCUAAUGGCCGUACCUCUACAGCUACGCUGCUACUAUUUUAACGUUUCAAGAGGGUUGCACUUGCAUGUGAUUGGAAGUGCAAGUAGUAAUGUUUUUUCCUCUCAGGCAUUGCAUCAAACAGUUUCAAUACACUCUCAGCCUCAGGCGCCAUUCAACUUCAACUUCAAUUUGGAUGACCCAACUCUACCGAAGUUCCUGGAAUUGCUCAAAAAGGUGGCCCAUUCAUCACCGCAAGCAGAGGGUCUCCACCUCUCAGGUUUCCAAGCAAAUAGGGAUUUGAUAUGUUCCGCUAUUUGGGCAUUGAGGGAAGAAUGGAAACCUGCAUUGCUUGCCUUCAAAUGGAAUUGCCAUGGUAAUGAUGAGAAAGUCUGCAACUUGAUGAUAUGGGUCUUGACAACUCAUGGAAAAUUUUCCACUGCUUGGUGCAUCAUUCGAGAUAUGCAUCGUUCCUCUCUCUCCACGCGUCAGGCUAUGCUUAUUAUGAUUGAUAGAUAUGCAUCAGCAAACAACUCGGCCAAGGCUAUUCAAACAUUCAACUUUAUGGACAAGUUCAGAUUGACUCCUGAUCAGGAAGCAUUCCAUGCACUUUUGACUGCUCUUAGUAAAUAUGGAAACGUUGAAGAGGCUGAAGAGUUUAUGCUAGUAAAUAAGAAGCUCUUCCCACUUAAUACUGAGAGCUUUAACAUUAUUCUUAAUGGAUGGUGUAACAUAACUAAGGAUGUAUAUGAAGCAAAAAGAGUUUGGAGAGAAAUGUCGAAAUACUGUAUAACACCAAAUGCUACUUCAUAUAGCUACAUGAUUUCCUGCUUUUCAAAUGAAGGGAAUCUUUUUGACUCUCUUAGGCUCUAUGAUCAGAUGAAGAAAAGGGGAUGGAUCCCUGGGAUAGAGAUUUACAAUUCAUUAGUUUAUGUUUUAACUCAUGAAAAUUGCUUGAAGGAGGCUCUCAGGACAAUAGAUAAGUUGAAAGAACAAGGUUUGCAACCAGGUUCUGCCACCUUCAACUCCAUGAUACUCCCUCUUUGUGAAGCUGGAAAACUAGCAGGGGCAAGGAUAAUAUUUAACACAAUGGUAGAGGAGAAUGUUAGUCCAACCACUGAGACCUACCAUGCAUUUUUUGAGGGAACAGAUUAUCAAGGAACAUUGGAAUUUCUGACUAGGAUGAAAGAUUCUGGUUUAGGUCCUAAUAAGGAUUCCUUUGUCAUAAUUCUGGCAAAAUUCUUAAAGUUGAAGCAACCUGUAAAUGCAUUAAAAUUUUGGACAGAAAUGAAGACAUAUGAUGUGCUGCCCAGUUGUGUGCAUUACAGAAUAAUGGUUGAAGGGCUAGUAACGUGUAGGUGGUUCGUAAAGGCCAGGGAUUUUUAUGAGGAGAUGGUUUCAAAUGGAUGUUCAGCAGAUCCAAAGCUUAAUAGGCUCUUUCAGAAAGAAGUACUUGAUAGUGGUGAUAAAGGAAAACAGAAUGUUAAAAAGGCUAAUAGUAAUAAAAGUAUGAAUAUUCUGAAAAAUGAUAAGAUGAAGUAGAAAAAUUAAGACCCGAGAAGAAAGAAGACAUUCUCUAACUUGGAGCAGAGAACCAGAACCUCUCAAUAUUUGCCAUUCUACAUUCUGCCACUGUGAAUACAACGUAUCACUUAGUGCUAAUAUGGCUAACUAUGGCAGAAUAUGUUGUGAAGUUCACUUUGUCAAAAUCCUGGCAGUUGAUGCAGUAUGGCUGUGGCCCCUUGACAUCCUACCUAAGUUUUGAAUUUCAUUAUUGGAGCAUAUGUACUGAAGACAUGGAAAAAUAUUAACCCAUUAUUAUCUGAUCGUUAAGUAAAUGCUUGAUGAUUUUGGUUGCUGCUGCAUGCUCCAGACCUCAUACUCCGUUGUUUUGAUUGUCGCGGUUCGUAAUACAAAAUCAUACAAAGCUCAUAUUUUGUUUGUGUCUUCCUGGGAGUUGUCCGCUGAUGGUUUGUUGGCUAUAACUUACAAGAUUAUGAAAAUAAGUCUAUUUUCCAGUCCAACCUAGGCGCUUGGUAUUUUUUAAUCCUAUAUGCCACAAAAACUAACUAGUAUGUUUUGUUUCACCAGUUUUAGGGGAUUUAAAUUUCGACCAAGAUGCAGAAGGUUGGACUUGUAAAGUGCUUCCUACUUUGUUCAUCCUAAGUUUAUAUUUAGGUGCUUCGUAUUCUUUUGAGCUUGUGGAUGCGCACACAUGAGCCUGUAGAAUGUGUGUGUAUGUUUAUACUUAAAAAAUAUGACCCUGUGGCCUUUAGGUAUAACUCGCAGCAUGGAAAUGCCCAUUUCCCUAGUAUUGUGGGGAGUUGCUAGUUUUCAUUUUAAUAAUCUCCCAUGUAUUUUAUCCAAUAAUGAAGGGUGUAUUCUAAUGACAAGUGUGUUAAUAAUAUGAUAAAGAAGAUUUUAGCUA